Messenger RNA from Colias croceus (clouded yellow), 2018 nucleotides. Its product is annotated as protein TEX261. Gene Ontology annotation, cellular component: Golgi membrane; endoplasmic reticulum membrane; COPII-coated ER to Golgi transport vesicle. The transcript is spliced from 5 exons. The record is from RefSeq and is a predicted model, not a curated record. Gene Ontology annotation, molecular function: COPII receptor activity. Lineage: Eukaryota; Metazoa; Arthropoda; Insecta; Lepidoptera; Pieridae. Bases 105 to 707 code for a protein of 200 amino acids. Gene Ontology annotation, biological process: endoplasmic reticulum to Golgi vesicle-mediated transport.
CAAUGUCAGCAGUCAGUUGUCAUCGGACAGUGAAUAUGACAACGCGUAUAACCUCACUCGAACGUAAUAAAUAUUCAAAACAAAAAUUGAAAUAAUCAAUAAUCAUGAUGUUCUUAUAUUUGUUAAGUAUUUUUUCUUUAAUGGUGCAAGCAGUGUUUGUUACACUUGCAAUUGCUGCUGGCCUCUAUUAUCUUGCGGAGUUGGUUGAAGAAUACACAGUAAUGGCCAAAUAUGUUAUAUCUUGGACUGUGGUGGCAACAGCAAUAAUACAUUUAGGUCUCAUAGCGUUUGAAGAAAUCCCCUUAUACCUAAAUGGUUUAGGGCUCCUACAGCAGUGUUUACAUGGAGUACUGCUAAAGGACUUCCCAGUCUUUAGACUAACAAGUGUAACAUUCAUAACGGCUGUGCUAAAUUUGAUAUUACACCACUAUCUAGCGUUCAAGUACUUUGGGACAAUGUUUUAUGGAUUUUCUGAGGUACUUGCGUAUUUCACACUAUGCUUGUGGGUGGUGCCAUUUGCAUUGUUUGUCUCGCUGUCAGCUAAUGACUAUGUUCUACCGACUACUGGGGAGAGACAACAUUUAUUAGGCGAAAACAACGUGGUCACAGACUAUUUAUCGCAAAAAGCGAAACGGUACAGUCUACUGUCAUUCUUUAGUUUUGCUAAGGAAUCCAUACUGCCACAGAGGAAUAAAAAGUCGUUUUAAAUUAAUGCUCAUCUAGUAUUUAAAUAUACAUUCUUUGUAUAAUGUAAAUAAUUAGUCAAAUUAGGGAAUAAUUCGAACAACGAAUUAAUAUAAGUGCAAUGACCCAACUAAAAAAAAGCCGUCUACUCACGUACUUGCAGCAGGGACAAUAUUGGAAUUGCACCCUUGAUUGGCUCCCUAAUUAUGAUGUGUAUGGGCAAGCAGGGGCAAUUUAGAGAACAGCUGAAAUAGCUCCAACCGCCGUACAACCGAGAUUGUUCCAAUAUUGUCCCUGCGUCAGGUAGGUGAGUAGCCUGCUUUAAGUCUCAAUAUGAACGAAAUAUGGGUAAAAAUUUACGCGGGAAAUCUAUUUUGACAGUUCGGAAUACAUAACGCAAAAAAAUACACAUUCUGGUUUCUGGUUAAAGGUAAAGUCAUAGCUUUUUAUGUGUAAUAGUGUUAUAACUGAAUGGCUUAUUUUGUUUAUUUUAAUAACGUAUGCCUGAAUAACAACAAUUUCAUUAUUUAAUAAUAAUACCUUUAUUCCUUAACUCAUGUAAAAAAAAAGUUAAAGAAAAAUAAAAUUGAAUUAAAUUCCUAUCAUUGGUUUGUGAUUAGACUACGAAUAUUUUUGCAUUACUUAAUUUUCAUAUUUGUGUUACGGAUUGUUGUUUUGUGAUAUUUUCGUUAAGGGUCUAUUUCUAUUAUAUUAUUAUAUAAGAUAGAACAGUAUCAUAUAUUUGGAACAAUUCCCUAUGAAUUUACAUUUUAUGUUGCAAAAGGCAGUGGUGUUAUGGUGUAAGGAAAUGAACAGAGAAAUUGAUUCCACUACUCAUAGAUAGAAAAAUGUCUCUACUUGUUAUAUUAUAAUUAAUAGUAAACAGACACACACAGACAGCUCAUGCUCCAGAUAGGCAACACGAAAGUCAGGUAAUUGCCCGACUCGUGUCGAGCGAGCGAGAUUCAAUACAUGAGAAAAAAAGAAAACUUAUAAACAGGCAAAGACGUUUUAAAAUACAACAUUGAUGGUGUAUAAUCUAUCUAUCCUUUUAAUACGUCAUUGCACACAUUUACACACAUACUCACUUAAAAACACACACACACACACACACACACGAAAAUAUACCUAGAAAUACUAAUUAAUUAUACAGCAAUAUUGGAUGGACUCAAAAAGAAGCAAUAUUAAGAAACCUCGUACAAUCAUAGGCUGUUAUUAAUAUAUUGACGAAUUCCUUAACAUAAGACAAAUUUAAUUUAUUUGUAAAUAUUUUGUUUAUUUUUAUUUAUGAAGUUUUUUGUACGAUAUUUCGAAUAAAAGCUUGUUGAAGUAUU